AUGGAGUACAAAUCCCCCUCAGUGGAAGACUAUCCCGAGACGGACGACAGCCCAUUCUCACUUCCAGUCGCAGAGAAGCGCAAGCGAGAGACCAAACCUUCCGAACCAUCGAGUUACAAGGCCGCCGAGGCCGAAACCGAGCAGCCACCGAGCACAGUGUCCAAAUCGUCUAGCACGACACCCAAGGAGCAGGACAGAGGAGAUUCGCUGGUAGAUGGCGACGAAUGGAACGAAGGGUACGAAGGUUAUGAAGAGCCCGAAGAGCGAGUCGAACUGACGAGAAGUGCCGGGCAGGAUGAGGAGAGGAGGGAGGGGUUGGAAGGUGCGGAGGACGUGAUGGAUUCUAGCGAAGGACCGAAUGAAGAACGCGCUGAGGCACCAGCCCAAGAGUACACUGAAGAGCCUACUCAAGAAGUUCCCGAAAUUCCAGACGGAGAGGAGCAUGUCAACCCUCCGGAAUCACCCAAGACGCACAAGACCAUCGAGGAGUUUGGCCGGCGGCCGUUGGAGGGUACGUCGCUGGCGCAGCAACCGCUGACUGCUUCUGCCGACACGUUGCUGGCGAUGAUCAUCGAUGCGAUGCUGAAAUCACGGCCAAUUUCUCAUGACCUGUCGCAACGCACGGUGAACAAGGUCAUCAAUGAAGGCUACCAUGAUAUUCGGAAACUGGGGCAGAGCAGCUGGGAGGAGAGAACAGUGGUGCUGAAGGAAGGGGGAUACAAUCGGUUUCGGGAGCAGGGUGCUACUAAUUUAGGGGAUUUGGCGGAUUUCAUCAAUACGAAGUACGAUGGUGAUCUCAACAAUCUCCUGAGAAGGGCUGAAAAUGACCGUAGAAGGGCAAGAGAAUUGAUCAAGGAAAUCAAAGGACUAGGGGAUCUGGGGGUUGAUCUGUUCCUCAACAACGUGCAGAGCGUAUGGCCUUCUAUGGCGCCUUUUGUCGAUGCGCGCAGUCUCAAGACAGCGGAUGAGAUAGGCAUUGGUACCGAUUUGGAGGUCAUUUAUGAGAGUCUCAAUAGGGACUCGGUUCGGAUGAGUAGGUUGGCGAAUGGGCUGUCCCAUGUGCGACUGGAUAAGAAGCAGCGGGAGCUUUUAGGAGUCUGA
This is a messenger RNA of Aspergillus clavatus NRRL 1, 1101 nucleotides long. RefSeq lists its product as uncharacterized. The transcript is spliced from 2 exons. The coding region runs from base 1 to 1101 and encodes 366 amino acids. Gene Ontology annotation, molecular function: catalytic activity. The record is from RefSeq and is a predicted model, not a curated record. Lineage: Eukaryota; Fungi; Ascomycota; Eurotiomycetes; Eurotiales; Aspergillaceae. Gene Ontology annotation, biological process: DNA repair.